Cladophialophora psammophila CBS 110553 is the source of this 348-nucleotide messenger RNA. RefSeq names its product dynein light chain, cytoplasmic. NCBI's taxonomy places the organism in Eukaryota, Fungi, Ascomycota, Eurotiomycetes, Chaetothyriales, Herpotrichiellaceae. Gene Ontology annotation, biological process: cilium assembly; microtubule-based process. The record is from RefSeq and is a predicted model, not a curated record. Gene Ontology annotation, molecular function: dynein light intermediate chain binding; dynein intermediate chain binding. Bases 1 to 348 code for a protein of 115 amino acids. The transcript has 6 exons. Gene Ontology annotation, cellular component: cytoplasmic dynein complex.
AUGGCUGCUGCAGAGGCCAUCCCUGAGAAGAAGGUGAAAUUGGAGCGUAAGUCUAAAAUCCCCACUCUCGACCACCCUACUGAUGUUGUUGAAGCCCAGAUUAAAUCUGUCGACAUGAGCGAGGACAUGCAACAAGAGGCAAUCGAAGUCGCACAGGAAGCAAUGGAGAAGUUCAGCGUCGAGAAAGACAUUGCUCAACACAUUAAGCGAGAGUUCGACUCGAAAAAGGGCGCCACAUGGCAUUGCAUAGUCGGUCGAAAUUUCGGCAGUUUCGUCACCCACGAAACGAAACAUUUCAUCUACUUCUACCUCGGACACGUCGCCAUACUCCUCUUCAAGACGCAGUGA